AACGCAGGGCCAAGCCCACCAGCACCCGGCUCUCCUGCGUGCAAACACACUGCCGCAGCCUCCGCCGUCUCUCCCGUCCCGGCGCCGCAGAGAGCUCCGCUGUCGUCGAUACAGCGCGGCGCGGUUUCCUUCCCAUCUUUGCUUGUGUUGGCGUGCAGACGAAGUUGUCGCACACGGCAGGCCCAUGAUUAACACCUUCUGGAAUCUGUGUCGCGCCUGCCCCAUACCGGCAGAGAGCAAGUUGCACGCUGAGUACAAGAGGAGCUUUGCGUGGCAGCCAGGUCAUCCAGAACCAGCGGGAAAUGUCGUCGUGAAGCCACCAGAUGCAACUUCACUGGAACCAGCACUCACAAGGAAGAAGAAGCACCCGGAGGUAGCAUAUCGGACGAGCGACAUCUUGGGCACCGACGGGAGUCACCAUCAGGCGGCGGCUGCGGGAUCAGCCGAAGCAGUUACCCGUGACAGCAACGACCACUGCUACAGGGCAAGGCCCGGCGAGCGGUCGGACAAAUCCAAGGUGGGCUCCCGAAGCAGAUCUGCAGACCCCAGCCUUGGCCGUGGCAGGCCUGUCAUGAGCAAAGAAGAGUGUUGUGCGGAAGGCCCCAUGAAUGGGGGUUGUGAUGGCACCAGCCCAGAGAGCCAUGGUGAUGAGGCUCCUUGUAAGACAAGCGAGUACAGGGCUGCCUUUGCCUGGCCACCCAAGCCUUCUCUGCCUCCGGCCACCAGGGAUGUCAUCGAUGGCCCACACCGAGCUGAGCCCAUGGAGAGGUUGUUGCCUCGAGACGACACCUCCCAUGAAGUCAAAAAAACGACCAAUAGAACAGAAUACAAGGCUAAGUUCAAGCCUUUCUCAUCCUACAUGUACAUCGAUGGCAGCUGGAAGAAGCCAAGGGCAAUUAUGCCAGAUGCUCCCCCCAUGGUGGACCCAAACCAGUGGUACACUGAGGUGGUGGAGCGACUGCACAUGGCUGAUGAAUACCGCAGCCGGUCACGUGCUGGCGCGCUACAGACAAUGGGACCGACUGCAUCGCACAGGACGACCACACUGUGGGCCAAACUGGACUCCAGUGCAAGCCUCGCUGCCUUGGCUCUAGCACACACGCCAAGGCUAAGCUCUGCAAAGACACCUUCUCGGGAACGACCUACUCCAGCUUCUCUUCAUCGAUCUCAGUCUGCUAAGAGGAGAGAGAAGACAGAUGCUGAGGCUGGCCGCUCUACCGAUUCUUCCGAGAAGAAGAGCCCGACAAAAGCAGUGUCUCCAGUCAAAGCCGAAGCAGGUAAUCAACGCAAGGCUUCUCCGGCAGCCAAGACUGCAGCUCGGCAAAAACAGACGUCACCGAAAACACCAGCAAGGCAUGACGAAGAUGGAGCAAAGACAACUGCUUCUUCGCGAGCUAGGGCUGCUUCAUCCCCACCCCAAAGGCGCACACCACUAGCUGAGGCUGACAAAAAGGACGAUAAGAAGACAGGGACUUCAAGACCCCGGCGUCCACUGCAAGAGAGUGCUGCACCCCCUGCUGCGAAACCCCGGGCUGUGGUCCGGCCAGCGUCGGCUGCUGUCAAUGAGCAAGAUGGCAAGAUCUGGCUCAAGCCACAGGGCAAGCCGGAGGGAGAGGAAGCGGCCGGCAAAGAGCAAGAUGGAAUAGGCAAGGCGGAGGAUGCUGGCGGUGGCGAGGACGGUGUGCUGGUGCCCCCGGCAACGACACCGGCCGAGAGUGUGGAGGCAGCCACUCCCGGGUCUGGCUCAGAGCGCAAGUCAGAUGCAGUGCGCCCCAGCAGCCUGCCACCCAUGAAUGGCUCCAGUGCCAGCUCUUCGGCCCUGGCUUCAGCCGACAUGGCCAGCCCGUCGCCACUGCCAGAACCUCAAUCUGGGCCUGUGCCGUUGACUACAGUCAAGUCACCUGAGGAAGUGACCGGGGUGAAGUCACCAGACCCAGAAACUUGGACGGUUCCUCUGGACACUGGCCGAGGCCUCGAGUGGACUGACGGCCAGUCACCAGCUGGUGACUGGCCAGGGAAAGCGAAGGGCACCACUGCACCCAUCAUCGACACUGCCCCAAAGCCAACGUCUGCACCUAAAACAGAGUCUACCAUACCUGAGGGCAAGGUGGACCCAAUACCUAAGGCAGCGUUCGAGGAAUCCCCUCACAAGGGAGCUCCGGAAGAUCCGGUGAAGCCGCAGCCUGCCGGUCAGGCAGGUGUGGACGUCCUUGACAAGGCCCGAAAUCGCCUCGAAGAGUUUUGGGUCACGGGAAAGUGAGAUGGCAUUGCGCGCCAGAAAGUCCACCUCUGGAGGCAGCACAGUUGCCUACCCGUGGGGUGAGAGCGCAAAGAGAAAAAAAUGCAGCGCGGCAUAGCCGAGGUGCACACUGGGAAGCCGGGGUUUGGUUUCCAAGACAAGUUCUUGGGUAGCCUGCUUAGCCUAGCUUUGUCUUCCGUCAAUUUCUCUCCAAUCCUCUCCCCUUUCUUUGUGUGUGAUUAUUGGACUAGCUUCGCCUUACCACUAGGGACAUGCAUUACUAUAUUGUUAUCAAAAGGGUAGGCACGUCACACUGAUGACACAAAUGCUACAGUUUGCAUCUUUUGGGGCAUAUCUCGGCCGUUAAACAAUAACCGUCAUCUAUGACGCAUUUCUUUCCUUGUCAAUUCCCUCUUUUUGCCUUGUUGCUUGCUAUCUCACACCGGUAACAUGCAGGCGAUUCUCGACUAGAAAAUAUCAAGCAUGCAGCGUUGAGGAAAGACAAAUAGUAUAGAUGAUGGUGUUGUUUAAGUACAAGAUACACCGCAAAGGGUGCAUACUUUUCCUUAAAGCGUAUCGAAGGAUGGUUAAGGACCAGAGGGAGUGAAAAUGCGGUCUUCUGGUGUGAAUAUUCUAACUGAGCGAAGCUGGUGACUGCUGCCUAUAUGAGUCCCCUGUCAGAAGCCCCAGAAGUAUCGAAACAGGCGGUUCGAGCCCGCACAAUAAGAUAGGAGAAGGCCAGGAGAGGAGAAAUGAGGCAGGUCAAGAGUACUGAGGGAAGGCACAAGUUCGUGAGUCAAUUUUGUUUCUGAGACACAGGGUUGUUAAGCUUUUCACACUGCUGUUUACUGUUUUGUUUUCUUACGCAACUCCUUGUCACGGGAGAAUUUUUUCUGUAGGAGAAUGUGCUUGUGAGUCUAUUCGAUCUCUCAAACGCUGCAUUUUGUUCUCGAGUGUCUCUGUUCUUGUCGAAGCGCACUCGUAAUUUUUCUAAAGCAUGGCAGAUAUUUUGGCAGAUUGUAACCUUCAGCACCGAAUUCAGCAGAGCUAAAGUGGUUACAUUAGUCGUCACUAUUGUGCGCUCGACGAGAAGCAUAGCUAGGCAGCCGUCACGAAAUCUGUAGGCUUCGGAGUGUUCGGCUUAGCUGUCCUACCUGUUUUGCAAGAAAGAUGGCAAGAAGAAAAAAGCCUUAAACACUUUGAAUGAUUAUUUCAGAUAUCUUAAGGUUCCAUCAUUAUCCUGCAUCACGUGUGUCUUAUUUUACAAAAGGCAGCUACGCGUAAAAUGCCCAAUUUUUUAUUGACAAACACAUCUAGUCUCUUGUUACUUUGUUGGUUGUGCUGUGCUAAGAAGCUUCUCUUAUCACUUUCUCUGCAAUGCACGUCUCUGUUCCUCACACACAGCAACAUGCGAAGGAGAGCGCACAGUUCAUGUCUGCAAUGUAGCCUACGGAUUAUUUAGCCAUUAAUAGUGCUCACAGGACUCGUUCUAUUACAGGUUAGAUGUUACACCUGUUGUGUUGGUCAUCUUGUCAACUACAAUGUUUGCUCGAAAUGUUAAUGCAUUAACAUGCUGCCGUUUUAAUUCAUCCUGCAUUACUUACUAGCUCUAGUGCAAGUUAUUACUAGAAUCUCUGCUUUUUAAAAUUUAUUUUGUCACUGAACAAAUAGGUCGUGUACGACCGCUUUAUUCUUGAAGUGUAAUUGACAUCCGACUAUUUAAGAGCAGAUAAAGUAAUAUUGCCACUUGUGCUAUUCACAUUUCAAGUGACUAUUAUACUGAAAGGGGUUUUAUUUGCGAAUUACUAUAUUACAUUGUUUGUAAGACUUUUUUCUAUUGUUAAGUCUUUAGAAGUCUAUUUUACUUUUUAAAAGAAUCUUAAAGAACUUAAGUUAUUUUUGAUGUCGUUGUCAUGAUAGUAUGACACGUCGAGCUUAAGAUUGUUUUUUAUGCAGGGAAAAGUUGGUGGGUGUGUGCUAUUUUUUUUGCUUUUUUUUUUUUAGCAUGCGAAUUCCAUGCUAACAUAGUACUGGUUGUCAUUUGUAAGUCAGUAUGUUCCAUGCAGUAUAUAGCAUUACAGUAGACUGUCGUUAAUUGGCACCUGAAUGGAACACAAAAAUAUGUUCCAUUUAACGAGAGUCCCACUGAUUGAGAGAUGAACAGGGGUGAUGAACAGGGGUGUUGAAUUGAAAUGUUAGACCAUUCGUACAUACUGAGGGAGCUGUUCUAUGGAAGCAGCGAUUUCAGUUAGGUAUUUCUGGUUACUGAGAGUUUGCUUAAUAUAGUUUAUAUUGGUACAUUAUUGUACAUCAAUUGAUUCUUCCCACUUUUAUCGUGUCGUGCAAUACAUAAAUCCCAUUGCUACAACAAAGCAACCAAUGAUACAUUGUUUCAUUGUAAGUGGACUGCACUGUACUACACAUUUUUCAAACACUGACAUCUUUGUAAUGUUUAAUAAUUUUUUGUCAAGUUUAUGCUGAGAAAAAAAAAAUCAAGAUACGGAUUGAAAAGACAUCACUUCGAUGCAUGUGUUGUUAGCAAAGCAUCCGAAAAAGUUUCUUUUUUUUUUAUUCUUCUCCUAAAUGGUCUUUCUUUCUCGGCUGAAAAAUGGUUCUUGUGUGCAAAUAGCAUUGGCGGGAUGUAUUGCCAAUUGAGAUCUAAAGCAUCCGUGUUUUGAGCUCACAAGCAAAAACUGGUUUUGUUCUCAUGACAUCUGUCAUCUGUAUUUUUGUUGUGCACACUUCAUAGUUCCACGAAUGCAAGCAAAAAGCAUGAGAAAGAGAAGGGGGCGAUAUUGUGCUGGUUUACUAAUUUUAAGCCUAGGAAUAAUAUUUGUAGAAGAUUCAGGGGCCAUCAAUCAGAGGUUUGUUGAGAGUUCCUGCAGGUGCAUGAAAGUAAUGACAGCAGCUAGUGAUUUGGGAGUGAAUGUGCUUUGGCAGUGAUGUUACCCAGCUGUAUCACUCUUUCUCUCAUACCACAGGUUGAACGUUUCAUGCGUCUAGCGUUAAACGGUUUCUUGAGACAUUGUACUGUGUUUCCCAUUCACCUCAAAACUCCGACUUUUGAUUAUAAAUGUCAUUGGUGUUGUGUGGGCAGUCCCUGCCUGCGUAAAAAAUUACUGAUGAACUAACGCACGCUCUUAGUCUAAAGCACACGGUCAGCCUGAAAAUAAAGUACAAUUGUAGUGCUGCUGGAAGUUUUGCAGCGCUCCUUGGUUGCACUGAGCCAGGACACCAGCUUGUGAUUUCAACUUGAACCGAACCAAUCUCAUUUCAUUGGUAACCUAGCAUCGCUGUUGAUAAACACAACUGAUAGUCUGAGGUUUUGAUUGGCUUUAACUUCUAGACAGGUGUAUUGUCAUGAUCGAUAUAAGUUGCAACGUGGUGCCCUUAGCCGAAGAGGGGCCAACACUGCACGGCAGAGCCAACGAGAGAAAGAUUUGCGAGCUGAUUGUAGCUUCGAUUACUGGUAUUUUGUAAAGACAUUCACUGUAUCUUGGUGUUACCGUGCAGGCUUGGGGCCGUCUACUGUGGGCACUAUGUUACAGUUGAUAUUGAGCGUGACUCUACGUGACUGGCUGACGCUUUGAUUGGCAUGUGAUUGUACACGGAGUCUUGGCAUGUGUACGAAUUGUAAAGUGCAUUCUUUCUCAGUCUCCUAGUUACGAUCAACGAUGCACCAAAGUGUUUUGGAUGAAAAAAAAUCCAAAGAAAGAGAAAAGUAAACGAAACUCCCUACUCUGUCUGUCUAGUGUUACGUGCAACAUAUUUGUCUGUAAGGCACCAAGUCCACUUGGACUUGGAACCAUUGCUAAUGCAGCCCAAAGUUGUCAUUUGCUGCUCUGAUGUCGUAAGAGCAUUCUCUUCUCAUCAGAGCCUAAAGUAGUCGUACUUCGAGGAUGCUUGUCUGAUAGUAUUGUGAAUUAACAGUGUGUUAGCUCUCUCUCAUUAUAGUUGGAUAGAUAAGGUGUUUUGUUAUUUCGAUUAUAUCAGAUCUGUUUUUGUUUUUUCAAAAGCAAACACGAGCCUAGAUCCCAUUCUUAAGAAAAUAAUGUGUGUAUUGAAUGCUUGUGCCCCGUCCCGGCCUUUCCAAUCAAUAUGUCUGGGUUACUGCAUCAAUGAUGUAACAGGCUGCAUUGAUGCUAUAACUUGUAGAUGUUCUCAAUAGGACAGACCAAGCAUAUUAAGUAAGUGUGUCUUAAAAAGAAAUAUUCAAGUGGCAUCUCGAUCUGUGUGUACCGGUUAGAAAUGCAGAGGUCUCUAUUUUUCUCGCUGGAGAAAUGCGAGCCGCGAAACAUUGCUCCUUGUGAGCACCUUAUUUCGUUAUCAUUUUUGCCAUUUAGAUUUUCAAUAUAUAUUAUUUACACUUUACAAAUGCACCAAAGAAGCAAGGUAUUACAGGGCACUUUUCUAAGCUAGGGUUCUUAUUUUGUGAUACAAUUAUUUUCCAUGCCUCUAGCGGUAUUAUUCACCGUUGCAUUGACUUUUCGUGUGCGUGACUUGUCGGUGUCAUCUGGUGGCAUCACAUUUUUUUUCUCUAGCCUGUGUCAUUGCCUGUCAGAGUUGUGAGGUAAUAGGAUUAUGAGAUUAUAUUUAGUAUGUAUUCUAGGAAAUGUUGUUGAACCUAGAUUUAUAUUCAGAUGUUUAGGUCUUUACACUCGUAAGGCAGCGUAAAAUGAAGAGAACUGCGCUUAUUUAUUAGGGUUCUUCUCCAAGAAGCACUUGCUGUGACCGGCACUCCUGUUCCACAACUCUUCCUAAGGGUCAAACAUUAGUAUGCAUUAGACCUUUCAUGCAGCUGUUUUCACGCAGUACUGCUUGCCUAAAGAACUAGCUGUAUUGUUACGGUGAUAAAUGAAGUAUGUAGGUAGUAAAGCAAUUUCAGCUCUACUCUUGUGUGGAACAGCAGAUAAUGGUCUUUAAAUUUCACAUUUGAAUACAAUAGUCCCUUAAAUUAUGUGACGUGUAAUGUUUUUCUGUGUGUAUAUGUAUUACCUUUGAGUUACACUGUCCUUCUCAAAUAAGUGUCCUGCAUGUAUACGUAUAUAUUUUAUUCUCUUGAAUGAACAAAGUUGAUAGAAUGUGCCAAGGUGUGAAAUAAGUAUAAAGGAAGAGGCACAUUGCUCACGGAGCAUUCUGCCAAUGAGUACGAGAGUUGACGAUCUGGAGGUGCGUGUGAGUUCUACAUCAUUUCGUGUGGAUGUUAAUGAAACGAGUGAGUGAGCUUGAAAAACUGUCUCGCAUCCCUGUGUUACGUUGUUUUGAAUAGCAGUUGUGAGACCUGUUGUGUGGCUCCAUACAGCUCUUUCUUUGCUGCUCGUUCGAGGAUGGUGUCUGGUGGAUGUGCAAUAUUGCCUAGACUGGCAGGAAUUCAAACUCCAAUUAUUUUGAACCGACUGAAACAUUAGUUUGGCUGGCCUACGUUGUUUUCAGUGCAUUCCAAAGCCACCUCGCUGAUCCGAUGUCAAUAAUGUAUUUUCAUUUAUGCAAGCUUUCUGGUUUCUGAGUGCAAAACAAUGCGGCCACAAAAAACCUAUUAGAAAACUUGUUUAGGAUAUAAAUAGCCAAAACAUGCCCUCGUUUAGUAUAUAGGCAUCUGAUAAUACAAAUGUGAGUUGCAGGUCUAUUUGUAUAACAAGCUGUAAUUGUGGCUUGGGCCAUGCCUCAUUCAGUUUCCGAAAACCCGAGACUUGGGUAAUUCACAUUAAAGUAUGCUUCUUAGGAGUUUGAAUUGAUGUGGGUUUUUAUUAUAGUAUUAAGCGUCUGGCAUUUGUUCUUGUUGGAAGUUUCACAGAGGCAUGUGAUUGCAGGUUUUUUUUUUGCUUUUCCAAUACAAGUCUAUGUGUUAUCAAGAUCUGUUUCUAUGAGUGGAGAAAAGCAUAGGGAAUCUCAUUCUCCUUAUCAGCUGUUCUGCGGCUAGCAUACAUAUAUUAUUCAUGCAGUUUCGCAGCCUUAAUUCUUAAAUGCACAUAGCUUCCUAAACAAGGACUGCAGUAAUAUGUACAUUUCCUUAAAAUAAGUAUAUAAAUUGAGUGAUAAAUGAUUCAGUCUUCUGCAUAAUGGUGCACGCAUGCAAUUAACUUGUUAUAACAGACAAAGAAAUGUUCCUUCUGGUACAAGCCAAACAUUGCGCUAUUUUGCCUCAGUUGUGCUUACCACAUGGUGGAAGAAAGCAGUUGGAGGGCUUAGCAUGUACAAACUGCUUCAACAUAGUUCCUAUCUUCAUAUAAGAUGCUUUCACCAAUGUGAGUGUCUUCAUGUUGGUGUGAAUUCUUACUUCAUUGAGCAUUACAGGUGGCACUGUUUGUUGCUAUAGCCUGGCACAUUCGCCAGUGCACGUGCCGAAUCAAUUCCUCAAAUACCUAGUUAUCUUGGACGCACUUAACAAACUACUUGCUUUUGAAGUGUAACUCUUAUCUUGCAGAUAUAUAAAUUUUAAUAAUAUUGUUUACUGAAAUGAAAAAAAAAAAUUUCCAAUUUACCACAAUUAGUAACACGUAAAAGAAUUAUCACUCUUCAACAUCAAACAAUCAGGACGAAUGACAAGCUGAGUUGUUAAUAUGUACUACUAGUGGGCCUUGUUUUGCAGAUAUUGUAUGUCAUUUACACAAAGCUAUGUUAAUGUAUGUUGACAUAGCAGCAAGAAAGGCUGAUAUGCUUGGUUCUGUGUGCUUGCAGUCUAUGCAAGUGUUAGCACAGCAGGUACCUUGCCACAAGCAUGUCAGAGCUAGAUUUUGUCUAUUCAUCAGCUCACAUCAAGAUGAUGAAGUUUUCUAGGAGUACAAUGAGAAGCUUCUAGAGGUCUUUGUGGAAAAUAGGUGGUUGCAUACUGCAAGGAGUAGUCAUCUAUCUUGUUGUCAUGCGUCAAAUCUAAGCUAAAUUAUUCUAAGCUAGUGUUGUCUUUGGAGGCUUUACAAUAAGCAGGCAUUGUAGACUACACUCGAAUCACAGCUUAAACAUUUCUCACAUGGAAAUUCAUCUUAUUAAUGUAGCCGUAAUUACACAUUGCAAUUGUCCAUCGUAUACAUGAUCAUUUGGUGCACUUGAGGAUUAUCAAUAAUCCUGUGAAAUGGAUUCGUGCUGAUCAGCCACAUGCAAAUACUGCACAGACUACUAGUUAACCGCAAACCAUUGCUGUUCAUAGGGCAUUUCUUUCACUAGCAGUACUGAAAGAUUAAAGAGACAUUUCAGGAAAUGAUCAUAAUCCCAGCUUGCGCACACUAAAACAGGAAUAAAAAAAAAAGCUUGAAGCUACCUCUCUCGAUAUACGUUAAGCUAAUGUAAAUGCAAUCGAAAAUUGACGUUAUGCAAACAAAAUUGGCCGUAAACUGCACCCUUAGUUGCCUGUAAUGUUGGCGCAUGGUUUGGUUCUUGCCACCGUUAACUUGUUUAUAACUGGCAGCAUGUCUUUGGUGUGUAUUUGUGAGUGCAAUUUCCCAAAGUGCGAGUUGUGAUAUGUGGCGUAGUUUCGGGAAAUACUAUGGAAACGUUUGAAGCUUAAAGAUGUGUUUAAGUGUCGCGUUUGAAUAUCUAGUGGGGUGUGGGUUUUCUUGUGGUUAUAUUUGCGAUUACUGGUACAAGUGUCAUCCUUUUUGUAUGUAUACACGGCUGUUAUUAGUAUCAAUAAAGAGAAACACUACUCAACAUCC
This is a messenger RNA of Rhipicephalus microplus (southern cattle tick), 9888 nucleotides long. RefSeq lists its product as uncharacterized. The record is from RefSeq and is a predicted model, not a curated record. Gene Ontology annotation, biological process: negative regulation of centriole replication. Lineage: Eukaryota; Metazoa; Arthropoda; Arachnida; Ixodida; Ixodidae. Gene Ontology annotation, molecular function: microtubule binding.